Molecule: messenger RNA, 3973 nt
Organism: Gymnodraco acuticeps
Lineage: Eukaryota; Metazoa; Chordata; Actinopteri; Perciformes; Bathydraconidae
Gene: vldlr
Product: very low density lipoprotein receptor
Exons: 20
Coding region: 348-2936 (862 amino acids)
Molecular function (GO): protein binding; calcium ion binding
Source: RefSeq, a predicted model, not a curated record
GGGGCUGCUCGUUACCGUCCACUUUAAGAAAUGGAUUUCAGCCGGAGCCCGAACGGCCCCCGCUGCGCGUGGUUGUAGGACGAGAUCAAAAGGCGCGUGGUGUGCGCCUCGAACGCAUCCGUUUACUUCAGUUGUGAGCAGCGCGUGCUGCUGAUCGGUCGGUGGUGUCAGCUCGAGCGGCCGUCUGUUCUGCUCUCUGUGACUGUGUAGGAGCGCUCGUGUGUGUAUGUGUAGUUUGCGCGUGGACAGGCAGAAUCAAAGACGAAGCAGGCCAGCGCGAGCCAGCAAGAAGGAUCGAGGCAGCCCGCGAGCGCUCAGCUAGCAACGGUUACGGUACACUGCGAGAAAUGGUCACUUAUACACCGGGAGUCCUUCUGCUGCUAACAUGUCUCCAGCACUGCAUGAACGUCCAUGGUACUAAGACGGAAUGUGAGGCCAGCCAGUUUCAGUGUGGGAACGGUCGCUGCAUCCCGUCCGUCUGGCAGUGCGAUGGAGACGAGGACUGCACCGACGGCAGUGACGAGAACUCCUGUGUCAGAAAGACGUGUGUGGAGGUGGACUUCGUGUGUCGCAACGGCCAAUGUGUCCCGAAGCGAUGGCAUUGUGACGGGGAGCCGGACUGCGAGGACGGGUCCGAUGAGAGCGUAGAAAUCUGCCACAUGCGGACGUGUCGUGUGAACGAGUUCAGCUGCGGAGCGGGCUCCACUCAGUGUAUCCCCACCUUCUGGAAAUGUGACGGAGAGAAGGACUGCGACAAUGGAGAGGACGAAGUCGACUGUGGUAACAUCACCUGCGCUCCAAACGAGUUCACGUGCUCCAGCAGUCGCUGCAUCUCCCGUAACUUUGUGUGCAACGGCGAGGACGACUGUGGCGACGGCUCGGACGAGGUGGAGUGCGCGCCGUCCUCCUGCGGCCCCAGCGAGUUCCAGUGUGGAAACUCCUCGUGCAUCCCGGCCAGCUGGGUGUGUGACGACGACGUGGACUGCCAGGAUCAAUCCGAUGAGUCUCCCUCUCGCUGCGGCCGUCACCCGACGCCGCCCGCCAAGUGUUCGACCAGCGAGAUGCAGUGCCGCUCAGGGGAGUGCAUCCACAAGAAGUGGAGGUGUGAUGGAGACCCCGACUGCAAAGACGGCAGCGACGAAGCCAACUGUCCUGUACGGACGUGUGGAUCGGAUCAGUUCAAAUGUGACGAUGGAAAGUGUGUCCUGGGCAGCAGGCAGUGCAACGGCCUCCGAGACUGCGCUGACGGUUCAGACGAGGUCAACUGCAAAAACAUGACUCAGUGUAACGGACCAGAGAAGUUCAAGUGUCGCAGCGGGGACUGUAUCGAGAUGAGCAAAGUGUGCAACAAAGCCCGAGACUGUCCCGACUGGAGCGACGAACCCAUCAAAGAAUGCAACCUCAACGAGUGUCUCCUGAACAACGGCGGCUGCUCUCACAUCUGCAAAGACAUGGUGAUCGGCUUCGAGUGCGACUGCACGCCUGGACUUCAGCUCAUCGACCACAAGACCUGCGGAGACAUCAACGAGUGUAUGAACCCCGGCAUCUGCAGUCAGAUCUGCAUCAACCUGAAGGGCGGCUACAAGUGUGAGUGCCACAACAGCUACCAGAUGGAUCCUACUACCGGAGUCUGCAAGGCUGUUGGUAAGGAGCCCUGCCUGAUCUUCACUAACCGCAGAGACAUCCGCCGCCUCGGCCUGGAGAGGAAAGAGUACACUCAGAUCGUGGAGCAGCAGAGGAACACCGUGGCUCUGGAUGCUGACUUUGGCCAGCAGCUGAUCUUCUGGGCUGACUUAGGCCACAGGGCCAUUUAUAGCACUGUGCUGGACAAACGGGGCGACGUCGGCACUCACAACAAAGUGAUCGACAGCGUCCAGACUCCUGUGGGCAUCGCUGUGGACUGGAUCUAUAAGAACUUGUACUGGACUGAUCUCGCCACCAAAACCAUUUCUGUUUCCAACUUCAACGGAACCAAGCAGAAGGUUCUGUUCAGCAGAGGCCUCAAAGAACCAGCAUCCAUCGCCGUGGAUCCACUGUCCGGGUUUCUGUACUGGUCUGACUGGGGCGAGCCGGCCAAGAUUGAGAAGUCUGGGAUGAACGGAGCUGAUAGGCAGGUUCUGGUGGGGACGGACAUCCAGUGGCCGAAUGGAAUCACUCUGGAUCUGAUCAAAGGCAGGCUGUACUGGGUCGACUCGAAGCUGCACAUGCUCUGUAGCGUGGAUCUGAACGGAGACAACAGGAAGAAAGUGCUCCAGUCUUCAGAGUACCUGGCUCAUCCCUUUGCGCUCACUGUUUUUGAGGAUCGAGUGUUCUGGACGGACGGUGAGAAUGAAGCCAUCUACUGCGCAAACAAGUUCACUGGCGCUGACGUGGUGACGCUCGCCAGCAACCUGAACGACCCGCAGGACAUCAUCGUGUACCACGAGCUGAUCCAGCUGUCGGGUACUAACUGGUGUGUGGAGAAAGGUGAGAACGGGGGCUGCAGCUACAUGUGUCUUCCCGCACCGCAGAUCAACAAACACUCUGCCAAAUACACGUGUGUGUGCCCCGACGGACAGGAGCUGGCCGCCGACGGGCUACGCUGCAGGCCCGACCAUUCUGCCAAAGGUCACUCAAAGGAUGACGGGGAAGCUCUGAUACAACCACCCUCAGAAGCCAACGUGAGCACGUCGAUCCAGGUGAACUCCACAGCAAGAGGGUCAGCUGCUGCCUGGGCCAUACUGCCAGUCUUGCUGCUGGCGAUGGCAGCGGCCGGUGGAUACCUGAUGUGGAGAAACUGGCAGCUGAGGAACCAGAAGAGCAUGAACUUUGACAACCCCGUCUAUCUCAAGACUACAGAAGAAGACCUCAACAUCGACAUCACCCGGCACGGCGCCAACGUGGGUCACACCUACCCUGCGAUUUCCAUAGUGAGCACAGAGGACGAUUUAUCAUGAUCGUCCUCCUCUUCUUUCUUUCCUGCGGCCCGUAGUGUUGCACGACGCAACCUCGUUACCAUGCCUACGGUUCCGUCGCAGCAGCCCUUACUGUACGACCACAUGCCUUCUGAAGUGCAUUAUCUUUGGAGAGGAUGACUUGAGGAAUUGUUAUUUAUUAUGUGAAUACUACAAUGAAUUACGUGUCCAUAACUGUUUUUCACUCGUCCAUGUGAUGAGGAUUAUUUCCCCUUUUUCGGGUCACUGCUUCCUGAUUUUUGCCCCCGCCUUUUUUGAAGGAGGGAAUCGGACGCCAAAUGAUCACGGAGAGAAAUGACUGUUCCAACUGACAGGAGGACGCAGGAUUUCUCUCUGCUAACAGAUCUACUGCUGGACAGGAUUUCAAACUGGAUCUGAGCUGUCGGUAUUAAAUGGCGUAAUCAAGACACUUUCCAUCAUAUUCUAAGUUGAGCAGAGGGAAAAAGAAUCAUGGGUGAUAUUGGUCUAAACUCUUAUCCAUCAGAUGUGUUAAUAUUUAUUUUCCAAGAUCAUUUUGUUUUUCUUUCCAACUCUUCCUCCUGGAGUGCAUUCAGACGAGCUGUUCUUUCUACCAAUGUUUAUUAUAAUCAUUAUAAGUAUUAUUAUAUAGGCUUUGUAAGAUCACCACAAUUACAGCAUUUGUAAACAUUGUAUAUAUUUACCCAUUAUCCCUCAAAGACAUUACCGUCAAUCAGGACUCUCUUCGAUGCACUUUGAUCAAAUGUUCCUCGUGUAAAUAAGAUUGUAUACAUUUGACUUGAAAUUAAUUUUUUGCUAUGGUUGGGCAUUGUACAAGGGUUAGAGUUCAAAUGUAUUUAACAAGAAAGAAAAAGCAGGAAAAAAAUAACUACUGAAUUUGGUAAAACUAUUUUGUAUGUUUGUGUGCUGUUGCUGUGAACUUUUUCUAGCCUUGUACAGUGAGAGGGGGGGGGGAUAUUAUUAGAGGGUAAACGCUCUGUAACUGUGAAGAAACUGAGAAUCACUUGAGAAUUAAAACCUAAUCCACAACGUUGUUCAAA